CUUAAGAAGUAGUUUAUUUUGUCAUGUUGACCGCAGUUUAUGUUUGCCGUCCUACUUUGUAGCAUACUGUCCACACGGUCGAGUAAUAAUUGUGAAAGGGUCGUGGGUAGAGCGUAUUUGCUGAUAGAAGUGGAGGUAUACUUAAGCUGGACGUUAAACUGGACGUCCAGUACACCACCUCAUAGGCCUCUCCCCCACUGCACUACCAGAGACAAGGAUGACAUCACAACUACUCCUAUUUGUUUGGCUACAGGCUGCCAUGAUAGUGCACACGUCAUGUCAGUCCUUCCCAACAGUCAGCACUCCUUCCGGUCCCAUCAAGGGCGUAGUCGUUCCUACUCUCGGAAAGGAUAUUGUGCAGUUCCGGAAUAUUCCAUAUGCUAAACCUCCUGUUGGCAACCUCAGAUUUGAGAAACCACUUCCGGUAGAACCUUGGACGAAAAUGCUUGACGGGACGAUGUUUGGCCCUUCUUGUAUGCAGGAUAAAAAUAUAUUUCCAGAUAUGUGGGAAAAUGUAGAAAAUGAUGCAAUAUCCGAGGACUGUUUACAACUUAAUGUCUACGUACCUAACACUGCUUCGAUCGAAGCGAAAACGCCAGUUAUGGUAUGGAUUCAUGGAGGAGGCAUGUUUAUGGGAAAUAGUUCGAGUUACGAUGCAUCAUUUUUCGCAAUGAAAGACGUUAUCGUGGUAACUAUCAACUAUCGUCUCGGAAUAUUCGGGUUCAUGAGCACUGAAGACUCUGCUUUACCUGGUAACUAUGGACUUUGGGAUAUGAUCGAAGCAUUACGGUGGGUGAAUAAAAAUAUAGCAUCAUUUGGAGGUGAUCCCAAAUCGGUAACUAUAUUUGGUGAGUCGGCCGGUGGGUUUGCGGUAUCCUACCUGGCUAUGAUUCCCAGAACUGAAGGUCUGUUCCAACGUAUCAUUCCACAAAGUGGGCCUGCUGUAGCAUUUAUGGGAAUUGCACCAAACCCAGCAAGGGUUGUCAAGGCCACAGGCAAGUUUGUUGAAUGCAUAGCUAGCAAGGACGAAGAAGACAUUGACAACAGUGUUCUCGUAAACUGUCUGAAGCAGAAGUCAGCGGAAGAAUUGUUGAGGGCCCAGUCGGAUCCCGGAACUCAGUUUUUUGGCUCAUUUUCUCUUUCUCCAGUUAUCUGGCCUGCUAUUGAUGGAGAACUACUUGUAAGGUCACCUUUGGAUAGUUUGAAUGAUCCUAAGUCGGAAGAAUCCAUUUACUUUAGAUCUUUAGAUAUGCUGGCGGGAACAACAGACAACGAAGCAUCAUUAAUCCCCUUGUUUUUCCAAGGCCUUCAAGAACCUAUGGAGUUUAAUAUGACGGACGGUAUACCUACCUCUGUUUUAUGUAACGUUCUCGCACCAACAAUAGCCAAGGAGAUGUUCAAUGACGAGACUGUUGUAUCCGACUUACUUUGUAAAGAAUAUUCUGCUGAUAAUCUGGAGCAGCAAGCAAGAAAUAUUAGUAUUCUAUAUGGGGAUGCCAUGUUUGUUUCGCCUACAGUACAACUUCUUGAUUUCCAUGCCAAGGGUAAGGUAUCUCCGAAUACAUUCCAAUACACUUUUACUCAGGCAGUCAAUUUUCCCCUUCUGGUGCCCCUUUUUCCGUGGAUGGAAGGGGCAGGGCAUGGAACUGAGAUAGUUUACAUGUUUGGUCCUACAGGCGUCAAUGAAAUGGAUGUAUCUUUAUCGACCGACGAAGGAAAGGCAUUUACCGACGUUCUUGUUACCUACUGGACUAACUUCGCUAAAACAGGGACCCCUAACGGAGAUGGUGUGGUACCGUGGCAGGCGUUCAGCUCCAAAGGUCGAGACUACAUGGAACUAAAGUACCAGCCAGAACCAGGCCAAAACUUGUACAAAAGGAGAAUGGAGUUUCUGCUGGAGGAUAUACCAAAAAUACUUAAGAACAAAGUCAAAACUGAACUAAAGAUAGACAGAAAGUGAUAAUAUUAAACUAAUUCUUAUGUUUACACAUCGUCGAAAUCCAACGCUUCCCCUCUCGAUAUCACAGGAACCUGAGAAUAUGUUACAGCUAUAUUUUGACCUCAACUAAGGUGUUCAGAGUAAUUUAACAAAAUUAAGGGGUUUAGAUCGGUAAAAAUGACACCUCAAUGCUCGUAUAGUCGAUCCAAAACCCAUAAACAUUUAAAAUUACUCCAAACACCUUAGUUUAGAUCCAAAUAUAGUUGUAACAAAUUAUCAGGUCCCUGUGCCCGAUAUGUGUACAUAUGCGUACCUUGUAGUUUUGCAAUAUAAGCCGACGUCUAGCUCUCAGGUCGGCGAGUCCAAUACCUUACCUGACGUACAACUGAACAAUGUAACAUUCAAACACACAUGUACCUGAGUAAUAUCUUUUUAAAUGCUGUCCUCGGUACACGUGUUCUAGGGAUUAUUCAGAGUUGCUCCCAUUGUUACUUAUGCAAUAUGAUAUCACAAUUAUUUUAGUUUGUGCGACGAAACGUAAUGUUAUCUGAUUGUCUAUUUUACAGAAAAUCUCUUUUUAUAUCGAUAUGAAUGUGUGGGUUAACAUUACAAAGAAUAAAGAUAAAUGAAGAUAUUUCUCUCAUAAUAGUAAAUCAUGCAAAUAAUAAACACACAAUUAUUGAACUAUAGUUUAUAAUAUUAACAAAACAUCAUUGUCCACAGUUUUAUUGUCCUAGACCCGGUCAUAACCGGAACAAGGACGUAAAGCCCCAUCAAUCAAUCAAUCUACACAAUUUCUUUAAACAAAAGUACAGAUACCCAUGUAGAGGAAUUAAUCUAGAAGUUGUUUAUUGUGUUUAGUUUACAUGUUCAAUCAUAAUAAUAUUGCUACAUGGUAUAAAUAAGGAACAGUUUAAUAUGUCUUCAAUAUAAUAAAUCCAACAUGAGCUUAUUUUUUAGUUCGGUUUGAGUAAUCUAGUGUUAUUUUAAGGAGUAAGGGAAGAACAAAAAUACAAUACCAAAGUGUUAACAAACCGUAAUUAGAACUGAAGAUCUAUAAAAAUGGUUCUUUAAAUUAAAAAAAGAGAUGAUAUUUUUUGCUAACUCCCCCACCCACCCCCGAAUUGAAUUGAUAUUAAAGUUACUCUUAAGCUACGUCUAUUAGCAAUACUACUAUAAGCUAUUUUUUAAAGAAAUAUCAUUCCACACCCAAUAGUGCAAAAAACAACAUGCCCUCUAUAUAUUUUAGUGAUUAGAUUGAAUCUAGGUCAAAACGGCCUCACUGUAAAAACGGCCCUAGUGAAAACGGCCCUAGAUGGAACGGCCCCACUUAUUGAAUCGUGAUUAAAUACAAUUUGAUUGGAUUUUAAAUAAACUUAGUAUUCAAUUUAUUUCAAAUCAGAUACUUGUUGAAUAUAUUUAGAGGAUGUACUUAUAACGGGACGUAUAUAUAUGAACAUUGAUGUAUAUUUCAAUAAAUUGCUAAGUAUAACGGUACGUAUAUAUAUGAGCAUAACAAUUAUGAUAUAAGUAUAACGGGACGUAUAAUAAAUAGCAAAUAAUGUAUUUUAAUUAGUACAAGAAAAGCAGAAAAACAGGACAGUAGAAAAAGAGUCAGAGAUCAGAUUUUUUUUUACUGAUAGAUGAAUUGAGUAUUUCAGUGCAGGAGUCAACAGGUAAGUAUAUAUAGAUGACACUAUAUAUUGACCUGUAUUCACGCAAACCGUUUACUAUCAACCAUAAAUGUUUGAACAUGCUUACAAAUAACUUCGUUUGAUUUUAUAUCUAACCACGGAAUUAGAUUGUUAUCAUAAGUCCGUGAUCUAACGAAAUAUCACCUAACAAAAGGCUUUCUCAUGUAAUAUUGGUUAACCAUAUCAAAUGUUGAAACACUUAAUUUCUUUGUACAUCAUACAUUGGACAAUAAAAAAAUGGUUUAGCGUCCUUCAUAUUAUGUCCAUAUCUACAGGAUGGACUGUCAAUACGAUUGACAUGGAAUAAAAUAUGCUUUUUAAUAUGUUUU
Mizuhopecten yessoensis (Yesso scallop) is the source of this 3962-nucleotide messenger RNA. RefSeq names its product fatty acyl-CoA hydrolase precursor, medium chain-like. Bases 218 to 1960 code for a protein of 580 amino acids. Lineage: Eukaryota; Metazoa; Mollusca; Bivalvia; Pectinida; Pectinidae. The transcript is spliced from 3 exons. The record is from RefSeq and is a predicted model, not a curated record.